AUAACUGCUCUGGAAUUUAAAUCUUGAGAGCUAGCUAUAGUUUAGUUGAUAUUUUUCUAAUACAGCUAGUUCGUUUGCCACCUAGUCUAGCUAUUCCGUGUGGCUAGCUUCUUAACGAGUUUCCAUUUUGUGCUAAAUUCGCCAGCUGAGCUGAACAAUGAGCGGGAACUUGCAUGGGAACAGGGAGUUUGACGAGCAGCUGCGCAUGCAGCAGCUGUAUGGCCAGCCGAGGGAGGACGGAGUGGACCCCUACACGUACACGGACCCCGAGGACGGCACCGUUUAUGACUGGGACCAGGACAAAAAGGCCUGGUUUCCCAAGAUAACGGAUGAUUUCCUGGCAGCCUACCAUGCCAACUACGGAUUCACCGAGGACGGCGAAGUGGACCCGUCUGCUUCAGGGGCCUCCAAGGGUGACCCGCCGGCAGAGCCUGGCGCCAAGCCCAACCCGCCAACGCCGAGCACAAACACCACACAGGCAGGAGACAGUGCCCAGGCCGCAGAGGCUAAAAAGAAAGGAGAGAAACGGAAAGCAGACCCAGGCUGGUUCGACGUUGACAAAGACAAGAAUACAAACGUAUACGUGUCAGGCUUGCCUCUGGAUAUCACUCCAGAUGAGUUUGUGCAGGUCAUGUCCAAGUGUGGCAUUGUCAUGCGAGACCCCAUCUCAGAGGAGUUUAAGGUGAAGCUCUACAGAGACAACCAGGGGAACCUGAAGGGAGACGGGCUCUGCUGCUACCUGAAGAAGGAGUCGGUGGCCCUGGCGGAGCAGGUCCUGGAUGAGAUGGAGAUCAGAGGCUACCAGCUGCAUGUGGAGGCAGCGCGCUUUGAGCUCAAGGGCGAGUAUGAUGCCAAAAAGAAGAAGAAGAAGAACAAGGAGUAUCGGAAGAAGAUGCAGCAGCAACAGAAACAGCUGGACUGGCGGCCGGAGAAGAAGGGCGAGGUGAGGAAGAGGCACGAGCGCGUGCUCAUCAUCCAGAACAUGUUCCACCCCAGCGACUUCGAGGAGGACCCCCUGGUGCUGAACGAGAUCCGCGACGAUCUGCGAAUCGAAUGCGAGAAGUUCGGGCAGGUGAAGAAGGUCAUCAUCUUCGAUAGACACCCGGAUGGAGUGGCCUCGGUUGCGUUCAAGGAGCCGGAGGACGCAGACGUGUGUCAGCUGGCCCUGAACGGCCGCUGGUUUGGGGGCAGGAAACUGCAGGCCGAGCUGUGGGACGGCACCACAGACUACCAGGUGGAUGAGACUAACCGCGAGCGGGAGGAGAGGCUGAAAGGGUGGGCUACUUUCCUGGGGGAUGGCAAGGAGAAAACAGCGACAGGGGAUGACCCCGCUAAAGACGACGGCAAGGAGGUUGCAGACAAGGGCCCGGUCCAGGAGGACCCCAAAGAGUCAGGCUCAGGAGAGUCUCCCAGUGUGCCGGAGGGGCCUGCGGGGGGAGGGACAGAGGGAGCGAUGGAUGUGGAGAAAGAGGAGGCCGGGGAGUCCCUGGGGAACGGAGCCGGCCCGUCGGAAGAGGUGGAGGCGGACUCCACCGACAGCAGUCUGGCAGGAAGUGACGACGAGUCGUAAUUUCCCCGCGGACUGUCCAUCUCAUCGUUACCAGCUGAGGCAGCCAUCACCAAACUGCGCUGCCUGAUUUUUUGGUUUGUUUGUUUCUUUAAACCAUGAUAUCAGUAGAAAUCUGAAGGUGCUACUGCAGCAGGAUGGGACACUCAUAAACUGUUCGUGAAUAGAUAAAACUAGACAUGCGUGCUCCUGGAGAUUUGAAUCUUUGCACUGGUCUAACAUGCCUUCCCCGUACAUAAAGCCCAUCUCCCUUCCUUGUUGUACUAAGACAUUUACAUGCUGAGAAACACGCAUUUUGCCCCUUUUAUACUUAAAUAAAUCCAUAACGAAUGAGGAAUGGAAGAUAUUUUUGUGUUACACUGGUUUCUUGUUAUUUUCUGUUAUCUGCAUAAUGAAGUGGACUGAAAAGCCAUGGAAGUUUUAACUAAACAGAACUGUGCACUGUAGCUAUAAAUACUUCUCAAAAAUGAUAAUUCGGGAAAGACUUUAACAAACAUGAAUUUUAAGUCCUUAAUUCCAAAAAUAGAAGUAAAUAUGACUUGAGACCAGCCUAACCUGAUGAUUGGUGUGAAUGAAAGUUGUUUUAAACUGAUGGAAUUAUUCUGUCUCAAUAAAACAGGCCUGCGACCAUGAA
Conger conger (European conger) is the source of this 2201-nucleotide messenger RNA. It is a transcript of the gene htatsf1, whose product is annotated as HIV-1 Tat specific factor 1. Bases 158 to 1570 code for a protein of 470 amino acids. The transcript is spliced from 10 exons. The record is from RefSeq and is a predicted model, not a curated record. Lineage: Eukaryota; Metazoa; Chordata; Actinopteri; Anguilliformes; Congridae. Gene Ontology annotation, biological process: mRNA splicing, via spliceosome. Gene Ontology annotation, molecular function: RNA binding. Gene Ontology annotation, cellular component: U2 snRNP; U2-type spliceosomal complex.